Messenger RNA from Symbiodinium natans, 381 nucleotides. Lineage: Eukaryota; Dinophyceae; Suessiales; Symbiodiniaceae. The record is from the annotation of a GenBank genome assembly.
AUGGCUUGUGCAACAUGCUGCGUCUGGGCUGGUUCCCAGAACGAGACAGUCAUUGACGGGUCGAUGGUCAAGGAGGGUAUUGCGCCAACGGCACCUGCGCUCCCAGAGAACGCCUUCGUGGUGCAGCUGCAGAAAGGCAUGGUGAAGGGAGGCAAUGCGCAGCACGGCUUGGUCCUGGAUUUGGCAGACGAGGAUGUCUGCAUCGUGAAGGAGGUUGAAGGAGGCCUGGCCGGGGCCUGGAACUCCACGUGCGAUGAGUCCAUCAAGAUCAAGCCCUUCGACCGGAUCAUCCGUGUAAACGGCGUGUCGGGAUCCAGCCGGGAGUUGGCGCAGAUCUUGAUUGCCACCCGGCUUUUUCUUUUCUCCCGGAUCUGCACGUGA